GCAUUGAGGUCGAGGAAGUUGGAAGUGUUGAUUCCAAAUGUCAAUCGCCUCAGCCUCGGCUAGGGUUCAGUAGUCUCUGUCGCAAUUGCUUUAAACUUGUUGUAUUCUGUUGGCCUCCGGCCGUAUAUAGACUUGCGGUCUCUCCUUGAUGCCCUCACGACUCUUCAACAUCCUGUUCACCCUCUCCAAGCUCACACGGCCUGGCGCCUUUCGGGCCCCGCUUCGAGCUCUCAACAACACCACCACCCUCAGGUCGAUGCCCUCAAUCCCCUUCCUCGGCGCUUUAUUCGGAACUUCAGCUUCAGCAUCGAGCGCGAAGAAGCCCGCCAUGGCACAGCAAUAUCCCGACCAGCGCAGUGAUGACGAGUGGCGUGCCGUUCUCAGCCCAGAACAAUUUCGCAUCCUGCGUGAGAAAGGCACUGAACCUCCGGGCUCCGGGAAAUACGACAAGCACUACCCGGAUUCUGGCGUGUACACGUGCGCUGGGUGCAACGCGCCACUUUACAAGGCACGGCAUAAGUUCAGCUCGGGCUGCGGCUGGCCGGCCUACUUCGACAGCAUCCCGGGUGCCGUGGUGCGGCACGAGGAUAGGACGUUCGGGAUGCUCCGUACUGAGAUUGUGUGUGCUAAGUGUGGUGGCCAUCUAGGGCAUGUUUUCAAGGGAGAGGGCUUCCCCACGCCGACGGAUGAGAGGCAUUGUGUGAAUAGCGUCUCGUUGAAUUUUACGCCGGAGGAGGCAGAAGACGGCACGAGUGGGGAGGAUAAAGAGGAGAGUAAGGCCUAGGUGUGGGAGGGAUGGAUGGAUUGAUGAACUUCUAGUAGUGGCCAACCGAAUGUGAAGUUGUCGUUUCGAGAUCAUACGCCGAAGGCAGUGAGAUUACCAAGCUACG
Messenger RNA from Chaetomium strumarium, 890 nucleotides. RefSeq names its product Mss4-like protein. Bases 149 to 784 code for a protein of 211 amino acids. Gene Ontology annotation, molecular function: peptide-methionine (R)-S-oxide reductase activity. Gene Ontology annotation, biological process: protein repair; response to oxidative stress. NCBI's taxonomy places the organism in Eukaryota, Fungi, Ascomycota, Sordariomycetes, Sordariales, Chaetomiaceae. The transcript is spliced from 2 exons. The record is from RefSeq and is a predicted model, not a curated record.